This is a messenger RNA of Candoia aspera, 2070 nucleotides long. Its product is annotated as calcium-activated chloride channel regulator 2-like. Gene Ontology annotation, cellular component: plasma membrane. The record is from RefSeq and is a predicted model, not a curated record. Gene Ontology annotation, molecular function: intracellularly calcium-gated chloride channel activity. NCBI's taxonomy places the organism in Eukaryota, Metazoa, Chordata, Lepidosauria, Squamata, Candoiidae. The transcript has 11 exons.
AUGUGUAAAUCAGCUUUCCCCAAUCUGAGGACACUAAGAUCUGCCAUCAUCCCCUACCAGUAUGACUUGAGUGGAGGGUAUGGAAAGUAUUGGAUUACAGCUGGAGAAUACAAAGGUUUGAAAGCAGAUGGAGGUCACGUGGAAAGCAUGGUGAAAGAGGCAUCCAGGUAUCUCUUCAGUGCUACAUAGCAAAGGUUUUAUUUCAAGUCUGUAAAAGUUAUGGUUCCCUUCACAUGGAUACCGAAAAAAGAAUACAAAAAACCAACCAUAGAAACCUAUGAAAAUGCUGAUGUCAUAGUAGCUGGUUCUAAUUGGGAACAUGGCGAUAACCCAUACACCUUGCAGUAUGGAACCUGUGGGAUUCCAGGACGAUACAUUCAUUUCACACCAAACUUCCUGACUGAUGACAAUUUGAUUGCUGUUUAUGGACCACGAGGCCGAGUCUUUGUCCAUGAGUGGGCUCAUCUGAGAUGGGGAGUCUUUGAUGAAUACAAUAAAGAUGUACCUUUCUAUACUGCUGGAAAAAAGAAGGUUGAAGCAACAAGAUUCUGUGACAAGACUAAUCAUAAUAUCAAAGACACAAAUAUGCAGAACAAAAUCUGCGGUUGCAGGAGUACUUGGGAAGUAAUUAUGAAUUCUACGGACUUUGUGGGAUCAUCGCAAAUCACUUCUCCACCUAACCCCACAAUUUCUGUGAUGCAAACACAGAACUGAGUUUUGGCUUUAGUGCUUGAUGUUUCUGAAACUAUGAAUGAGCAUAAUCGUAUUAGUCGACUGAAGCAGGCUGCAACUCUGUUCCUUGAACAGCAUAUUGAAACUGGCUCCUGGGUUGGAAUUACAACAUUUGAAAGCAGCACACAAAUUAAGGCUUCUUUACAUCAUAUUGUCAGUGAUAAAGUGUGCCAAGGUCUGACAAAAUUUUUGCCUACCACAGCCAGCAGAGAAUCAAGCGUUUGUGCUGGAAUAAGUGAAGGAAUUAAGAUGUUUAAAACUGUUGCAUUGAAAGGCUAUGAGAUUGUGCUCUUGACAAGUGGAAAUAACACAGCUAUCAGCUCUUGUCUGACUGACAUUAAAAACAGUGGCUCUAUAAUUCACACCAUUUCUCUGGGAUUAAAUGUUGUAGAAGAAUUAGAUACAUUGCUGGGAGAUUGGACUUACAUGCUUCAUAAUGCCUAUCCAAAGGCUCAAACCUUAUCAGUCAUAGUAACCAGCCAAGCAGCAUCAGCAACCGUGCCUCCAUUGAAUCGCCACCGCGUUGUGAAGCUCUAUUCAAAUACAGACAACAGUGUUUUUCCCAGUCCAGUGAUUAUUUAUGCAGAACUCAGUCAAGGAUUUUUGCCUCUCGUUGGUGCAAAUGUCAUAGCCAUAAUCAAAUCAAGCUCGGGAACAGAAGAGUUAGAACUCUGGGACAAUGGAUCUUGUGCAGAUAUUAUCAAGCAUGAUGGAAUCUACUCCAGGUAUUUCAUUUCAUUCAAAGAGAAUGGUAAAUACAGUAUAAAAGUACGUGCCCAAAGGAAAUAUAAGACAGCCCGACAGCCUGAGAGAGAAUCUAGCUUUCUAUAUUCCAGGCUGUCAGUGCUGGAGGACCUGGUGGUAAGCAUAGGAACUGAGAUGGUGUCCCUGUCACUAAGCAUGGCCACUAUGCAAGUGUCCAUUGAAAAGGUAUUGCAGAAAUUGGAGGAACUGGCUGUGGAGCAACAGCAAGGGAGCUCCAUGACAGUCUCAGAUGGCGGAGACAGGAGCUCAGGAAGCAGAGCAAGUGACAAGGGCAAAGAGCCCAUGGGCCCAGCGAUCCCAGCAGAAAGGCCAUACCAUGGUGUGAGACCCCGGACUGCCCAACCAGAGAGGAAGCCAGCAGGAGUCAGAGAGAUAAAGGUUAAAUUUGACAGUGACCCCAAACAGCUAGCUUGUUUCCUAAACCACGUCAAGGGGUUUAUGGAGGAAUUUGCAGAAUCAUUUGCCAAUGAAAAAGCGAAGGUGAGAUACGUGUUGGCUUACCUAGAAGGGGAGGCGGCAGACUGGGUAGUCGAGAUGCAAGACACUAGGGCCCUGGAGCUGUUGGACCGAUGA